Messenger RNA from Tetrahymena thermophila SB210, 1815 nucleotides. RefSeq names its product transmembrane protein, putative. The record is from RefSeq and is a predicted model, not a curated record. NCBI's taxonomy places the organism in Eukaryota, Ciliophora, Oligohymenophorea, Hymenostomatida, Tetrahymenidae. The transcript has 2 exons.
AUGUAUUUGCAGAAAAAUAAUAAUAUUUUGUUUUAAUCUAAAAAUUAAUUAUCAAAUUGUUUGAUAAAUAUCAAUCAAUUAGUAAUUAUUUUCAUUUAUUUAUUCAAAGUAUUGUUAGUUAGGUUUAAUAUUUUAGAUAAAUUAAUAAUGGAGAAUCAAAAUAAAUAUAUAUAAAUAGAGAGUUCAAAAAAGCAAAAGGAGUUUCCAUUAGAAAAUAAUGGAAAUUUUUAAAAUAUCUUAAAACUACUUACAGAAUAAAGAUCUAAAAUAGAUGAAAUGUUAGUAAAAACAAGAAACUAUCAAGUGAGUCGAUAAAGAAUUUCUAGAACAGGAGGAAAAGAACCUGAGCCAGUAGAAGAUGUCAAUUUUUUGGAAGAUAUUAGUAUGUAUUAAAAUGGGGCUUCAUAGACAGUUGAAGAGUUAAGAAAGAAAAUAGAUACUCUGAAGAAAAGGCACAAAUCAGAAAUGAAUGGGCACAAUAUAGAAAACACUCAAUAAUAAAAUUAAAUAAUAAAGAAAAAAAAUGUUCAAACACCUGCCUACAAGCAUUCCAACUCAAAUUAUAUAUCUCCUUAAAAGGGAAGACCUGGUAAUACGAUUGAAAGUAGUAAAUAAUAGUUAAAUAACUAUCAAAAAGAUCACGAAUAAAAUCAUCCUUUAUCAAGUAAAAAUUAGUAAUCAAACAAUAACAACAGUCUUACAAAAUUUAAUGAAGGCUCUAAUUUAGAGGUAACGGAAAUAAACAAUUUUCAACCUUAUAUAAAAGAAUAAAGAUCAACAAGCAUCCCUGCCUCUUAAAAUCCUAACUAGUAUGCAAAUUAAUAACAUCAAAGCCAAACUCCUGAACAAUUUUCUCUACCUCCUAUUUAACAGAAUUUGAAUCAAUCAGUAGAUAUUCCUAGGAGAAAUCAUAGAAGCUCUUCUAGUUAGUACAAAAAGUAUGGAAGUACUUUUAACAAAGAUGCUCUAAAUAAAAGUGAUUUAGGUAUUUAGCAAUAUACUGAAGAUGAAGACAUAUAUAAUAGCACUGCUCCAAAUGAACAUCACAAUAUUUAUAUUCCCACAAGUAUUUAAAAUACAAGAGGUACAAGAUUAAAUACUUAUUAAAGAAAUGGUCCAUCUGGUAUGAAAAUAGAUAAUUAUGAGUAACGAUAUAAAUAAAAUAUGAAAAGUAAAUAAAUAAGGAAAAUUUACUUGUAAAAUCCUGUUCCUCAUAAUAAAGCUUAAUAUUUUAAUUAUAAUUCUAAUAUUUCACCAGAAAAAAGAGAGUUUAGAGAGACAUUCUUAAAUGAUAUGAAUAAAAAUAUUUUCUAAAACAAUGUAAAUAGUUAAAAUAAGCCCAAAAAGAAAAAGAAAGGCUUAAAUACCUAGAAAAAAGCAUCUAAAAUCUCAAUACUUGAUUAAGAUAUUUUUAACUUACAUAAAAAUAACUAAUCGAUUCCUUCUCUUGAUAUAAACCCAACCGAGUUCACAUAUUUUAAUAAUAAUUCUCAGGUUAUAUUAAACACAAGUUACGAUUAGCAAAUUCCAGGAAAUCUACCUUAGGGAAUAAAUUGCAUGAAUUAUUAUAAUGAUUUUGAAUAACUUAUAAAAAGAUAAAGCAUGGAAACUCUUAGCAUUCUUGAGUAUGUUUUUGAAACUUCUAAAAGCAAAUCUAAACCAGAAUUGUUGGAGAAGCUAUCAGAAUUUAAAUAAAAUUUUACUUUACAUGCUGAAAAAUAGGAUAAAUAAAUAAGAGAAAUAAAAAAGAAAUAUCAUCAUUUUAGAAAGUUUGACUUGCCUAAAGAUUUUGAUUUAGGAAAUUAAACAAUAUGA